Molecule: messenger RNA, 2916 nt
Organism: Achroia grisella
Lineage: Eukaryota; Metazoa; Arthropoda; Insecta; Lepidoptera; Pyralidae
Gene: egr
Product: protein eiger
Exons: 8
Coding region: 247-1713 (488 amino acids)
Biological process (GO): immune response
Cellular component (GO): membrane
Molecular function (GO): receptor ligand activity; tumor necrosis factor receptor binding
Source: RefSeq, a predicted model, not a curated record
CACCGAUCACUAUUCGCUGCGCUUACGCCGCACCGCACCGCACCACCGCACUCGUAACAAGCCCGCCUCGCUGAGUACCCGUGUGCUCCUCUACGGGAUAGAGUUCGGCACGUGUAUUACUGAGGCCAUCUCUUUCACAAACAUCCCUCAAUUCGCCUUUCCGCGAAUUCAGAUAAUGUAUCGAUAGCCGCUAAUUGGUCAUAGUGUCAACGGUGUCGGGUGACAACGCGAGUGUAGUGCCAGGUGAUGGCUGAAAAACACGCACUUAUACCUGAACCCGUCGCAAUGUAUACACAGACGGAGACGAUGAAGGAAGUGAAGGACUUGUCACAGAAUUUAGUGAGCGGUGACUUCGAGAGACAAUAUAAAGGUGGAAUGGCAGACAAAUAUACGAAACGGAGGCAAGCCUGGUUCGUAACAUUAGCUGUGGCAAUUUCAGCCAUUGUGAUUUCUCUACUUGUGCUGACAGUUAUAAGGGAAAUAGAGAUACUUCGCCUUCGGCAAGAAGUCAAUGAUUUGACAGCCAACAUGAUUGCUGUAUCAGCUAAUGUGAACUCCUUGAACAACAAAAUCUCAAACAACAAGCUGUUCAAUGAAUUCGAAAGUCUUGACGACGCGAUAUACGCCGACGAUUUGGACUCCGUCAGUACAAAAGAUGUCAAGGAGAAGCAGAAAGACGAAUAUCUAGGGAAGCUUCACGAUCUGACCGAGCUGGAGGACGACAGUAUGCCGGAUGACGAGGACUACGACGAGGACGAGGACGCAGAGAGCGGAGACUGGUACCACGACUAUGACAAACGAAGAGAACCGGUGGGUGUUACAAAUAUGAUAAAACUGAGGCCCGAAGACUUCACAGAUUCCGUGCGGUUCAGGAAAGAAGAUGUCAUGUCGAACAUUCGGCAGAUCAAGCGACUCCUCAAUGAAAAUCCAGAAAACCCUGAUAUAGCUUUCCCGCCAUCACCGCCGACAACGACUGAACACACGGAGGCUGUGCGGGAUAAACGACAUGUGUUCCCAGACGCUACCUCCGAGACUAUCGACAAGUUGACCGCCCCAAGAAUUAUGUCCAAGACAGACGACAGACGCAAGACGAAGAAAUUCCUGCCAACUGACGCCCCAGCGUCUUUGGUGUCCACGAAAGUAUCGCCGCAUACUGUAGUGAGAACAGCUAGAAAUAGUGAUGCUGAGGAAGGACAGAGACGGCCAUUCGUCGCAGCUCAUUUCCAUGGCAACACCUCGCAUCUUAAUAUGGAAAUCCACGAACAUUACAAAGGCAACGGACUAAUUCGCGUUGAUCAUGGUGCUCACCAUAACGUUUGGUAUCCAUCUCCUUGGACGCAGGCCUCACGACACUCCCGGCCGACUCUUACCAGAAACGGCCAUAUCCAUGUACACCACACUGGGGUCUAUCUUGUUUAUGUUCAAAUUUAUUACUUAGACAGCCAUGACAUAGUCUCGUGGGUACUACAUCGUACAAAUGCUGAAAUGGAAGGGCGUGAUACUCUCCUUCAAUGCACUCAGUCCUCUCACUCGGUCGAGGCUUUGGAAAAAGCCAAUACUUGCUUCUCAGCUGCAGCUCUAUUCCUGAGAGCCGGCGACAGGCUUGCAGUUAGGAAUACAUCGGGCCAGAGACAUUCUAUAAUGGAACCAGAGAAAAGUUUCAUAGGGCUAGUCAAAUUAGCCGAUACCGAAGACCCUGAUACAGAUUACUAGUUUGUUUUUCUUUUGUAUCGUAUUUUCGUUAAGCUAAAGUUAAAUUGUUAACUGUUUACUAUUUUAAAUUUAACACAGUUUUAUUAACAUGAAAUAUUAAAGAAAAACGGGAUCUCGUCACGUUUUAGUUUUGAAUUCCUAGUCUUUUCGAAACAAAGCGAAACAUUUAUACCAUAUAAGUCACUUAUCAAUUGCAUUUUUUGUUGAUUGACAAGAUGAGAGUUGAACAAAGUGGAGGUUAGUGACAACAAAUUAUAUCUAAAAAAAACAAAUACAUCGGUUAUACAAUCUAACCAUUCUACAGAAAUAUCGGAUACUCAGAAAUCAUGACACAACGCAAGUUUCCAUAUUUCUUUAAUAUAAUAUGUUAACGGUUUGUUUAGAACUAUUCAGGAAUUGAAUUUAUGUUGUAAUGCGGAGAUUUAUGUAAAAGGAAGUGAUAUAUUUAUUGUAGUCACACACGUGCCAUUGUUAUAGUUAUUGCAUCGAGCAAAUUAGUAUAUAGAUUACCUUUUAUGUCAUCUCUUAUAUACGUAAUCUUAUGAUUUAUAUUAAUAAUAAUAUUGUUGAUAUUUAUUAUUGUCAUAAUUGAUACAAAAGGUGUUUGACUAUAAUACUAAUUUUAGUUACACGUUCGUUUAUUAAUUGAGGAUCUGUCAUGCCAUUGAUAUUUUAAGGGUGUUAUAUAAUUACUGUAAUAUUAAGUAACAAAAAAUUGUAGCCCAUUUUUUUUUCUGUGAGCACCGGUACAAUACUUCAGAACUUGUUAUUGAGCUAUAAAUAUAUAUGAAUAUAUAUUUACUGUUAGAUUAUUUAUAAAACUUUGAAUCCAAUUGUAUUUAACUGGUUGUAGAAGAAUUUCUUGUAGUGUACUAAUGCUGAUAUCAUGCAUAUUUAUCGUAACGCUAUACUUAUAUAAAGUAUACGAUUUACUAACUUAAUGCAAUUUGAUGGAUAACUCACUUCUUAUUAUUAUAAUAUGACACUUAAGCUGUUGUGUUACCAUGAAAAAUAUAAAGUUGUGAUUAAUAGGCCAAAAUAUAUUCAUAUUAUUUUUUUAAUUUUUUAACUAUUCGACUAUUAUAAUAUAAAUAUUUGCCUUAUUACACUUUCUAUCGUUAUUCCAAUUAAGUCGAAGAAUUUAUUUCAAAUUAAAUUAACUUUACACAUAAAGUAUAUUGUUAGUAUUUAGUAUUACAGAUA